AUCCUUAGACUUCAGAACUCUCUUCCAACAUGGCCCAAGACAACUCUCCAAACAAGACCAUAACAAUGAAUCAGAGACGCAGCCGCACCAAAUUCACAGAAGAUCAAUUGAAAAUCCUCAUCAAGGCAUUUGACCAAAAUCCUUACCCAGGUUAUGCUACCAAACAAAGACUUGCUUUAGAAAUCAACACUGAUGAGUCCAGAAUCCAGAUUUGGUUUCAGAAUCGAAGAGCUAGGCACCAGUGCCAGAAAAAAUCAGAACCCGAUGAGGACUUAGAAUCACGUCAAGACCAAGAUCACUCUGAAGAGGAGAUUCAAAGUAGAGAAGACAGACGGUGUCGUACCAGCUAUACUUCUUCACAAUUACACACCCUCAUCGGGGCAUUUAUGAACAACCCUUAUCCUGGAAUUGAUACCAGAGAGCAACUUGCUAAGGAAAUUGGCAUUCCAGAGUCAAGAGUCCAAAUUUGGUUUCAAAAUCGGAGAUCCAGAUUCCAUGUCCAGAGAAAAAGAGAACCUGAUGAUCAAGACUCAGAACAGAGACAAGACCAGGACCAG
This is a messenger RNA of Callorhinus ursinus (northern fur seal), 557 nucleotides long. Its product is annotated as double homeobox protein A-like. Gene Ontology annotation, biological process: regulation of transcription by RNA polymerase II. The record is from RefSeq and is a predicted model, not a curated record. Gene Ontology annotation, molecular function: RNA polymerase II transcription regulatory region sequence-specific DNA binding; DNA-binding transcription factor activity, RNA polymerase II-specific. NCBI's taxonomy places the organism in Eukaryota, Metazoa, Chordata, Mammalia, Carnivora, Otariidae. Gene Ontology annotation, cellular component: nucleus.